Durusdinium trenchii is the source of this 1068-nucleotide messenger RNA. Lineage: Eukaryota; Dinophyceae; Suessiales; Symbiodiniaceae. The record is from the annotation of a GenBank genome assembly.
AUGGCAUCCAAAGACGAUGGCUUCGCGCGGGUGCACCUCCAGUUUCUGGAUAUGUUCAUCGCUUCUGGCUUCAAAAGCUUGAGGAAGAUGGAGGAGCUUCGUGGAACCUCAGAGGGCGGCCUGGUGGGCCUUGGGGAGAAGGCGAAACUCCUUUUGGGCGCUGCGGUGGCGGAGACUUCUUUGCUCAGUGCGCUCUACUGGAUCACCUGUGCCUACACACUGCUUGGGCAUGUGAUCGAGCCCGAGAUGCGUCAACAAAUUCUUGACUUUGCGGGAAGAUGCCGCUGUCGAAGCACACCCGGGGCGUUCGCACCACAUCCAGCGCAUCAAGCAGACCUGCUGAACACAGUGAGUGCAGUGCAAGUGGCUGUUCUGCUGGACAAGCCCGGAAUUUUGGGCGACCUCUCAGAGGUCUCACACUACGUUCGCUCGUUACAGCUACCAGAUGGAUCCUUCGCGAACCGCAGUGGCUCCAACGAGGGCGACUGCCGUUUCACCUUUGCGGCGCUGUGUGCGCUGAAGCUCUUAGCCAGACUCGAGAACAACGACCGCAAGGAAUCUCUCGACUCGGUGUCAGCCUGGCUGUUGCGGUGUCAGAACCUGGACGGCGGGUUUGGGUGCCGCCCUGGGGAGUGUGAGUCACACGCGGGACACACCUUCUGCUGCUUGGCAGCCCUGAGCCUCAUCUCACAGCUCCAUCAGUUGAGCCACCGAGGCAGGGGUCGAUUGAUCCGCUGGCUCUCUGGGCGCCAGUGCGAAUCAGGUGGCAUGAAUGGCCGUCCAGGCAAGAAGGCCGACGCUUGCUACACCUGGUGGACUUUGGCUGCUGCUGAACUGUUGGCUGGCAGUGAGAUCGUCAGCAUGUUCGAUCUGGAAGCCCUCGAAGAGUUCGUUGAGCACUGCAUGAGUGCAGAAGGCGGAGUCGCACCCCACCCGCACGACGACCCGGAUCCGUUCCACACCUUCUUUGGGUUGGCUGGCCUCUCACUGGUGGAGCAUGCCAGAGAGGGCAGACGAGGGUUGAAGAAGAUGGAGCCCACUUUGGUGUUGCCUGCUCAGUUCAGCUGA